GACUCAGAGGCGAGUUCCCGCCCUGAUGGGGAGGAUGCUGUUGCAAGAAAGGGGAGUGGCCAGGGGCUGGGAUAGGAAGAGAACCACACUCUGGGGCCAGAGGGGGAGGCCUGUUUCUUCCCUUUAUUUCCCUGCAGUUGCCACUGUGCUCAUUGUCACAGGGACAUCGCCCUGAGCUGCACAGUUGGAGGGUGAGCCUGUCCCUGCUGAUCUGAGCUCUGCAGGCCACAGGGACCCACAUCUUCCUGAAGCGUCUCCAGGACCCGGGUGGCACUGUCCAUGGCUGGUGACAUAACAACCCUGUGACAGGCAGGAGGGGCCUCCAAGUGACCACCACACGUGCAUCUGUCUGUCUAUCCUACUGGCACCGUGGCCUCCUCCAUCCGCUCAGCUGAGGCCUCCGGGAGAAGAUGCCAUGACCCCCACCCUCAGGGCCCUGCUCUGCCUUGGGCUGAGUGUGGGCCUCAGGACCCCAGUGCAGGCAGGAACCCUCCCCAAGCCCACCCUCUGGGCUGAGCCCGGCCCUGUGAUCUCCUGGGGGAGCCCCGUGACCAUCUGGUGUCAGGGGAUUCCAGGGGCUGAGGAGUACCGUCUGGAGAAAGAGGGAAGCCCAGCACCAUGGAAAAUACAGAAGCCACAGGAGCCCAGGGACAGGGCCAAGGUCUUUAUCACACACGUGACAGAGCAUGAUGCAGGGAGAUAUCAAUGUCACUACCUCAGCUCCAAAAACUGGUCAGAGCGCAGUGACCCCCUGGAGCUGGUGAUGGUGAAUGGAUCCUCCAGCAAACCCAGCCUCUCAGCCCUGCCCAGCCCUGUGGUGACCUCAGGAGGGAACGUGACCCUCCAGUGUGGUUCAGGGCAUGGAUUUGACAGGUUCAUUCUGACUAAGGAAGGAGAUCACAGGCUCUACAGGACCCUGGACUCACAGCCACAGCCCAGUGGGCAGGUCCAGGCUCUGUUCCCUGUGGGCCCCGUGACUCCCAGCCACAGGUGGAUGUUCAGAUGCUAUGGCUGUUACAGGGACAGCCCCCAGGUGUGCUCACCACUUAGUGACCCCCUGGAGCUCCUGGUCCCAGGUGAGUCUGGGAAGCCCUCCCUCCUGACCCAGCAGGGCCCCAUCGUGGCCUCUGGACAGAGCCUGACCCUCCAGUGUCGCUCUGAUGGCGGCUAUGACAGAUUCGCUCUGCACAAGGAGGGGGGACGGGACCUCCCCCAGAGCCUUGUCCUGCAGCCCCAGGCUGGGCUCUCUCAGGCCCACUUUCCCCUGGACAUUACCAAUGGCUCCCACGGGGGCCGGUACAGAUGCUACAGUGGAUACAGGCUCUCCUCUGAGUGGUCGGCCCCCAGUGACCCCCUGGACAUCCUGGUGGCAGGACACCUGCCUGACAGACCCUCCCUCUCGGUGCAGCCAGGCCCCAGGGUGGCCUCAGGAGUGAACGUGACCCUGCUGUGUCAGUCACAGAGACCGAGGGAGACUUUCCUUCUGUCCAAGGAGGGGGCAGCCAACCCCCCGCUUCGUCUGAGAUCAGAGCACCGAGCUGGGCAGUACCAGGCGGAGUUCUCCAUGAGCCCUGUGGCCUCAGCCCACGGGGGCACCUACAGGUGCUACAGCUCACACAGCUCCUCCCCCUUCCUGCUGUCACUCCCCAGUGAGCCCCUGGAGCUCCUGGUCUCAGGAGACGUCCCCAAACCCUCCAUCGGCGCUGACCCAGGCCCCAUCGUCACCAAUGGGAGCUCUGUGACCAUCUGGUGUCAGGCGCCUCUGCAGGCUAGUGCCUACCUUCUAUAUAAAGAGAGGGGCUCUGAGCCCUGGGAUACCAGGACCCCACAGGGCUCCAGCAACAAGGCUGGUUUCCUCAUUGGAACCACGACCCCAUCCCUCGCAGGGCUGUACCAGUGUGCAUAUUACACCACUGGGGACAUACUGUCUCAGAGGAGUGACCCCCUGCUCCUGGUGGUGACAGGAGUGGGCAGUGCACCCUCCCUCUCAGCCCAGCCAAGCCCUGUGGUGGCCUCAGGAGGGAUUGUGUCCCUCUCCUGUAGCUCUAACCUCACAUCGGGCACUUUCCAUCUGCUGAAGGAGGGAGGGGCUGACCCGCCCCAACACAUGGAAGCAGAACCGAGGAUCCAAGCUGGGAGGAGGCAGGCCAAAACCAUCUUCCCUCUGGGCCCCGUGAGUCCCUCUCAUGGGGGGACCUACAGAUGCUUCAGUUCUAACAGCUCCUACCCAUACGUGUGGUCACAGCCCAGUGCCCCUCUGCACAUCGAGGUCACAGGUGAGGGACAGACCCGGGAGCAUCCCCAUCUGUUUCCUGGGCCCAAAUACCUGAUCUAAACUGUGUGCACAGCGGAGCCCUGGGCUCUAGGGGGUCAGUGACACUGGCCUCUUGGGGAUAGACCCACAGG
Molecule: messenger RNA, 2406 nt
Organism: Myotis daubentonii (Daubenton's bat)
Lineage: Eukaryota; Metazoa; Chordata; Mammalia; Chiroptera; Vespertilionidae
Product: leukocyte immunoglobulin-like receptor subfamily A member 6
Biological process (GO): immune response-regulating signaling pathway; cytokine-mediated signaling pathway
Cellular component (GO): plasma membrane
Molecular function (GO): inhibitory MHC class I receptor activity
Source: RefSeq, a predicted model, not a curated record